Molecule: messenger RNA, 1704 nt
Organism: Phragmites australis (common reed)
Lineage: Eukaryota; Viridiplantae; Streptophyta; Magnoliopsida; Poales; Poaceae
Product: putative lipase YDR444W
Exons: 10
Coding region: 11-1369 (452 amino acids)
Source: RefSeq, a predicted model, not a curated record
AGAACCGCUGAUGUGGGCCCGCGACCUACUGGACAUGCCCGCCAUUUCCAGAUUCUACCCUUCCGCCACGUGCUCCCUCGCCUCCGCCUCCUCCCGUUCCCCACCUCGCCGCCGCCGCGUCGUCUCCCCCAUGGGCCAGUCCCCGAGCGCGCCAUCGGGGCACAACCGCCACCGCAGCCGGAGCAGCUCGCGGUGGCCGCGGCCGGGGCUCGGGCUCGACCUAGGGCUCCUGCUCGGGCGCAAGCCGAGGUCGGGGGGCGAGAGGCUGGACAUCGCGAACCGGGUGCGAUGCUUCCUGUCGCCGCCCACCGCGGAGGCGGACGCCGAGGGGAAGGCCGCCGGUAGUCGCGAGGAAGACGAGGUCGGCGGCGAGGAGGCCGGCCACCUCGUUGUCAUGGUGAAUGGGCUGUACGGGAGUUCGGAGGAUUGGAAAUUUGCAGCAGAGCAGUUCGUGAAGAGGCUACCGGGGAAAGUCUUCGUGCAUCGUAGUCAGAGUAAUCAUUCAAAGUUAACAUACGAUGGAGUUGACUUAAUGGGAGAAAGGCUAGCUGAGGAGGUUCGACAAAUUGUUCAGAGAAGAAGAAACUUGAGGAAGAUAUCUUUUGUCGCGCAUUCGCUUGGUGGUUUAGUAACAAGAUAUGCAAUUGGAAAACUCUAUGAACCCCCCAUGAAUGAAGUCUCUUCUCUUGAUACUGAUAAGCUUUCUGAUGAACAUAAAAUACCGGAUGGUGGUAAAAUAGCUGGUUUAGAACCAAUUAACUUCAUUACAUCUGCUACACCACACUUGGGCUCAAGGUGGAAUAAACAACUCCCCUUUCUUUUUGGUGCCCCACUUUUGGAGAGAACUGCCGCAGAAACUGCACAUUUUAUAGUUGGGAGAACUGGUAAACAUCUAUUUCUUACAGACAGAGAUGAUGGGAAGUCUCCACUUCUCCUGCGAAUGGUUGAAGAUUGUGAUGAUGGGAAAUUCAUGUCAGCUUUGCGCUCUUUUAAGCAUCGUGUUGCCUAUGCUAAUAUAACAUAUGAUCAUAUAGUUGGCUGGAGAACAUCAUCGAUUCGGCGUCAGCAUGAAUUACCAAAACUUAAGUUAACAGCAAACGAUAAAAAGUAUCCUCAUGUUAUUAAUGUUGAUAAAGAAAAUUCAGAGGAUCAUCAGCAAGAUGAAUCUGUAGACGCUUCACUCGCAAAUAGCCUUGAAGAGACGAUGAUCCGUGGCCUUACACAAGUGUCCUGGGAACGUGUGGAUGUAUGCUUUCAUAAGAGCUGGCUAAGAUACAACGCCCAUUAUAACAUCCAGGUUAGGAUUCAUCCAGGUAAUUCGGACGGAGAAGACGUCAUAUAUCAUAUGAUAGACAAAUUUCUAGUCUAGACGACUAGACUGGCUUAACUUGACAACUCGUUCCUAUGGAUUCUUCGUGAGAAGUCAUUAUCUUUUAUGCGUUGGGUAACUCAAAUCUAGUUGAUUGAUAUCGGCAGACCAACAUGUAUUCACACGUACUGUCAGGUGAUUAGAGCGUGUGACCUGUUUUCAUUUCCGACAAUAUAAAGUGUUAGUAAUGUAAAUGUUAGCUUGAUAGUGCAAAUUGUUGUGGAUAUGCGUUUUACAAGGUCGAUUGGAAUUUGGAAGUUGCAACAAUGUAAAUUUUACCGGUUGCUCCUGAAAAGAAAAGAAAAAAAGACGGCUUUUUAUGCCAGUCUCCUGAA